AAAAAAAAAAAAAAUGAGAAACAUCACAUUCUGUCUCUAUACAAUUACUUUUGUGACUCUGGUUAUUUAGCACAGAGAUUGAGACUACCAUAUCUGAGUGCCUAUCUUGACUCGGUGGGCUCCAACUUCACUCAUGGGGCUAAUUUUACCACUGCUGGUUCAACCAUCAGACCCAAAAACACAAGUCUUCAUCAGGGUGGUUUUAGUCCCACUUCAUUGAAUGUUCGACUUCAUCAGUACAAUGAUUUCCAACAUGGGUCUCAAAUCUUUCGAGUUUUCGAGGGACUUUUACCUAUGGGUGAAGAUUUUUCUCGAGUUUUGUACAUGUUUGAUAUUGGACAGAAUGAUCCCUCGGCUUGUUAUUUUCUUAAUAUGACUAUGAAUCAAGUCAGAGCUUAUGUUCUUGAUGUAUUGGAUCAAUUCAAAAUUAUAAUUAAGGAUGUAUAUGCUCACAGAGGAAGAUCAUAUUGGAUACACAACAUGGUUCCUAUGGGGUGUCUACAGUAUGCCUUGAACCGUCUUAUUAGAGUCGAUCAAGUUGACAAGUGCGGACGUGCAACUCCAUUCAAUGAGUAAAUCAAAAAGCUACUAACUUUGAAGGAAUAUUUCACUAGCUGCAAUCCCAUACAUUGAUGUCUAUUCAGUAAAAUAUGAACUCAUCAGUCAAAAAAAAA
Cornus florida is the source of this 674-nucleotide messenger RNA. RefSeq names its product GDSL esterase/lipase At3g26430-like. The record is from RefSeq and is a predicted model, not a curated record. The transcript is spliced from 3 exons. Lineage: Eukaryota; Viridiplantae; Streptophyta; Magnoliopsida; Cornales; Cornaceae. The annotation marks the transcript as partial. Gene Ontology annotation, molecular function: hydrolase activity, acting on ester bonds.